Molecule: messenger RNA, 1363 nt
Organism: Phlebotomus argentipes
Lineage: Eukaryota; Metazoa; Arthropoda; Insecta; Diptera; Psychodidae
Gene: Alg2
Product: alpha-1,3/1,6-mannosyltransferase ALG2
Exons: 2
Coding region: 119-1342 (407 amino acids)
Molecular function (GO): GDP-Man:Man(1)GlcNAc(2)-PP-Dol alpha-1,3-mannosyltransferase activity; alpha-1,3-mannosyltransferase activity
Source: RefSeq, a predicted model, not a curated record
AGUGGCGCAUUCCAAGAAUUCCAGGCUGGGCGAAUUGUUUUGAUUUCUCACACUGAUUAUUUUCCUGAUUUGUUGGCAUUUUCCGGCACUGAAAGAAUCACGCUGAAGUUGGUGAGAAAUGGUGCGAGUUCUCUUCCUGCACCCGGAUUUGGGCAUCGGAGGAGCGGAGCGUCUGGUUGUGGAUGCUGCGCUGGCACUCAAGAGUCGCGGACACGUCGUCAGCUUCCUCACCAAUCACCACGAUGAGUCGCAUUGCUUCCAGGAGACGCGCGACGGCACACUCGCCGUGAAGACGGUGGGAGAUUGGCUGCCCAGGAACAUUUUCGGGAAGUUCAGUGCUUUCUGUGCCUACCUGAGGAUGAUCUAUGCUGCGUUCUACACAGUCCUGGUGGUGUCACAGAACGAGCGCAUCGACGCGAUAUUCUGUGAUCAAGUGUCGCUGGGAAUUCCGAUUCUGCGAUUCGCCAAGCACAACCCAAAGAUUCUCUUCUACUGUCACUUCCCGGAUCAGCUGCAGACGAAGCCUGGCGGCUUGCUGAAGCGAAUCUAUCGAGCGCCACUGAACUUCCUGGAGGAGAGGACAACCGGCCAGGCGGACAGAGUGCUGGUGAACAGCAAGUUCACGCGCAGAGUGUUCAAGAGCACCUUCAAGCGUCUCUCUCUGGAUCCGGACGUUCUCUAUCCAUCGCUCAACACGAAGUUCUUCGACUCUCUGCCGCCGGAGGAUGAGAUUGCAUCGAGGAUUCCCAGCAAGGCCUUCAUCUUCCUCUCCAUCAAUCGCUUCGAGCGCAAGAAGAAUCUCACGCUGGCCGUCGACACGUUCCGGGACAUCGCCGGGUGGGUGUCGGCGGCGGAAUUCGACCGGAUGCACAUGAUCGUCGCCGGUGGCUACGAUACGCGCAUGGCGGAGAAUGUGGAGCACUUUGAGGAGCUGCAAUCGCUGGCGAAGCGCUACAAAAUCCAGGACAAAAUCACUUUCCUGCGCUCACCGAAGGACACCACGAAGCUGUGGCUGCUCAGCGCCGCUCACGUGCUUCUGUACACGCCGGAGAACGAGCACUUCGGCAUCGUGCCGCUCGAGGGCAUGUACAUGGCGAAGCCCGUGAUCGCCGUGAACAGCGGCGGCCCGAUGGAGACAAUCGUGGACGAGAGCACGGGCUUCUUGUGCCAACCGACGCCUGGGGACUUCCGCAAGCCAAUGCUGAAGCUGUUCCGGGAGCCGCAGCUGAUCGAUUCCAUGGGCCAGAUGGGCAGAAAGAGAGUGCAGCAGAAGUUCUCCUUCGAGGCCUUCACGGCGUCUCUCAACAGCAUCAUCGAGGAAUUGCUGGCGGACAACCAAUAGCCUCUGCUGACCGUCGUGGUC